AAUGUUACUUUAAACGCUGCUUUCACUAUAUAUUUUAGACUAUUCUCGGUAAGAAAGUGCAAAGACCUGCAUAUGUUGAGAAACCUCUUUUAGAAGAACUGCUUAGCUGUUCAGAAAAUACAGACGACUUUAAAACUGUCACCGGUACAACGAUGUGCACUGAUGAUUUUUAUGAAGGACAAGCCAGAUUAGAUGGAGCUUUUUGUGACUAUGACGAAGACGAUAAAAUGAAAUUUCUGAAUAACGUGAAAGCAAAUGGUGUUUGUAAUAUUGAAAUGGAAUCUCUUGGAUUUCUUGCCAUGUGUAAUCAUGCAGGAGUACCAGGAGCAGUUGCAUGUGUAACUUUACUUGACAGACUUAAAGGCGACUUCGUCAGUACGGAUUUCAGUCUUCUAAAAUCCUGGCAACAUAGGGCACAAAAACUCGUACUAAGAUUCAUCAAGCGACGGAUAACUCAACAAAACAGACACAAAAAUGGUUAAAUCCUCUCUGUUUUGAAAUGUCAACAAAUUUCCAAUUUAAAAGACAAAAGAAGCGAUAUUAAGCUCUGACAAGAUAUUUCUAUUGUUUGAAAUCUUAAUAUUUCAGGAAGAUUCCUCUGAUGAAAGCCAAAAACGUUCAAAUAUUUCUUGACUAUUACCUUUUAUGAAUUAGUUAUAUAUUUUGUACACACUUAUGUAUACUCUAGUUUAUAUAUAUAUAUACUAGAACAUCGCGGGUCCCUGACUGAUAUUAAAGUUUAUAACUAUG
Mytilus trossulus (common blue mussel) is the source of this 750-nucleotide messenger RNA. RefSeq names its product uridine phosphorylase 1-like. The transcript has 3 exons. Bases 153 to 482 code for a protein of 109 amino acids. Gene Ontology annotation, cellular component: cytosol. The record is from RefSeq and is a predicted model, not a curated record. NCBI's taxonomy places the organism in Eukaryota, Metazoa, Mollusca, Bivalvia, Mytilida, Mytilidae. Gene Ontology annotation, biological process: uridine catabolic process. Gene Ontology annotation, molecular function: uridine phosphorylase activity.